AUGUUCAAGAGUCUACGGGAGAAGCUCUGCUGUGGAAAGGCAGAUACGGCUGACGGCCAUGAAUCACCUUCGCACCCCGUAGAGAUUCCCCACAAGACAAGCAACGAGCUGGAGGUCACACCGACGCCGUCAAAUGUCAAGCCAAACGUAGCCAUCGUUGAGAAACCAGCCAAACGAGAUCUCUGGAAAGAAGCAUUCGACAGCUUGCCCGACGACCGCAAACAGUAUCUGGCGGUGAAUGAGGGAUGUUCUACGGUAGAUGCGAUCGACAAGGUUAUCAACACCACAGAGCAGAAAUAUAAAGAGUGGAAGAACGGGGGUCUCAAAAUUCGCAGGCGCGAUGGGAACGAUUUCAAUGUCCGCGAUUCAGCGGAGAACAUAUUCAAUUGUGCGAUGAAAGUGAAGAUUCUGGUCUCAACGGCGGUUUCCUUUGACCGGACUGGAUAUGCAUCUGCUGCAUGGUCGGUUGUUUCAUUGGGAUUGACCAUGAUCCAAAAUGAUAUUCAACGUCGAGACGCCGUUUUCGCAGCAUCCGAGUACCUUGCUGACACUCUCGCCUACUUUACCUUGAUUGAUACGCAUCACCGGGACCAGCACGUUGAUAGCGACCAGAAUCUCGAUAAUGCUCUUCUGGGGGUUUAUACGGCGCUCCUCGAAUAUUCUGCGGAAGUGAAUAAGGUGCAGAAGCAAAACGCUGCUGUUCGCGUAGCCAUGAGCAUCAAUGCAAUUGCCGAUCAGCCACUCGAGCAACUGAAAGCAAACGUCAAGGAGAAGGGCCAGGGUGCGGACAAGUGGGCUCACUUGAGCGAUAGUCUACGCAACCGAGAAAUUGCUCGGAAUACUCUCGCUAAGAUCGAUGAGUCCAUUGUUAUCAACAAGAAUAUCGAGUCCAAAGUAUUGACUGCGGAAGAGGAAAGAAUUCUGAACUGGGUCUCCACAGCAGACUAUUCCAGUAUUCAAAAAGAAACACGGGAUUUCCGAAGCCCUAAUACCAAUAACUGGUUUCUUACUUCAAACCAAUAUCAGGAUUGGAAGGACUCACCCGGAUACAUCCUAUGGCUUUCUGGAAUAGUGGGCUGUGGAAAGUCCGUUCUUUGUUCGACCAUUAUACAAGAUAUUGAACGUCUCUGCGAGGAACAUUCAUCCAGGUGGUUUGCAUACUGGUUUUUUCAGUUCAGCAAUGAUACGACACGGACCGUAGAAAACUUGCUCAGGUCCUUGAUCCGACAGUUUAGCCGGAAACCACUGGCACAGUCUAUAACCAGGAUGUGGGAAAAGCAUAACAACCGGGGCAGUCAGCCCAAUCGAGAGGAACUAUUGGAUACCCUUAAUGAGGUGAUCUCAAGCACUCCUGGCGAAGUGUUUCUGGUGCUGGAUGCAUUGGAUGAGUGUCCCGAGCGGUCGGGACGCAAUGAGAGAAAGACACUACUAUCUCUCCUGAUAGAUCUCAACGAGCGUCAUACGAAUAAGCUUCAUAUUAUUGCAACGAGUAGGCCUGAGCCAGAUAUUCGUGCUACCCUGGAGAGAUUUCCCACGGUUGAUUUGGAAGCUCGGCUAGCAGAGGAUGUUGAAACCUUUGUCCACGCUGAAGUUAGCACGGGUCGUCUACAAGAUCUUCAGGAGGACAAAAAAGCUCGAACCCUUGAACAGUUACUGCAUACCCGAGACCGGCGUUUCCGCUGGGCUGAUCUACAAGUAAAACGACUUGCGGAUUGCCACACCGACCAACAGAUAGACUAUGCGCUACGGACGAUUCCUGAAACACUUGAGGACACUUACCGGGAAGUACUUGACAGGAUCGAGGAAAAGGAUAUAAACAUAGCACGCGAAAUCCUUCUUUUCCUGUGCCUUGCUGCUAAGCCGCUAGACGAUCGGACCGUCGCAGCAGCGGUAUCGUUGCGAUCUCCUGAUUUCAUUGUUAAGAUCUGCACAACCUCUCUUGUCAUUGUGAGCACGGACGGUGCGAUUAGACUUGCGCAUUUCUCUGUCAAAGAAUACCUGGUGGUCUCAGACAAUGUUAAAAAAGACCACCGGUGCCAGUUCUCAGAAAUUGAAGGCCACCAUGAGCUGGCCGUAAAGACCAUAGACCUUCUCCUUUCGCAGAACGAGACGUUGACAGAGAAGAUCGCUAUGUCGCAGUCCUUCUUGGUCUAUGCGGCAAGGCACUGGGGCACUCAUGUUGCUGCCGCAGGGGACGUGCUAGACAUACAAGGGAAGAUCGAUCGCCUGUUCACUGAGCCUAAUAUCUACUUCAAUUGGCUGCGGAUAGCGGACUAUUCGUCCCGUAACUUUGAAAAUCCUUGGCACAAGUUGCCUAACAAGUGCGAGCCACCAAUUUAUCGCGCCUCCAGCAUGGGCUUGGUACACACCGUGGAAACAUUGUUUGCCAAGGGUGCGGAUCCCUUGGAAUUCUUUGGUGGAGGUAGACAAAACAAUGCAUUGACCGUCGCUGCCAGAUGUGGCCACCUUGGUAUUGUGGAAUUGCUGCUGGGCAAAGGCCUUCCGAUCGACAAGAGAUUAGUUAAGCGCCUAAUGAACCAGAUUGAUUAUCCAACUGAUGGAAAAGCGGAUUUGGAAGCAAUCUUGAACUUAGUCUGGGACUUGGAUUUGUUGUUUGAUAAAUCCAAGAUGCCCGAAAAGAUUCUUGAGGAGGAUAUAAUCUUAUCGACAAUAGCGAAUAAACGUUGUGGACUUAAGUUGAUGAGACUUCUUCUUGAGCGGCGACACGAGGCCUGUAUUCCUAUUACUGAUAAGGUGCUGCACAAUGCGAUACGCUACUCCGCUUUUCCGGAAGAAAUGCUUGGAUUGCUUUUCGAGAGAUGCAAUGAGGAUAUUCACAUCGGCCCCUCCUUCUUUGCGGACUUGGCUGAAAACAUCUUCUCUCGUUACCUUAAUAACUGUGGCGGAAUCGAUGUUGUUCUAAUGAAAAGGGCGACCGAGCUCGCUGUGGACGACUAUAGCGUUUCAUACUGGGCAUGUAAUGCGAGCUCGAAAGCUAUGGGUUUCAUGUUACAGGCCCGUGCAGAUAUCCGGAUCACUGAGCGGACGCUAAGGGCAGCAGCCUCUAAUCGGUUGGGGACCGACAUGAUUCGAUUGCUUUUCGAUCGGCGAGAGCCAGGCACAGAGAUAAGUGAGGCGAUACUUCUCGUCGCAGCAGAGAACCAAAAAGGCCAAGAGAUCCUGAAGUUCCUGCUUGGUAAACUUGAUCCAGCUGCUCCAAUCACCGAAGAGAUGAUUCUUAAUGUGGUCGAAAGUCUUCAAGUGGGCAGGAGGAAUCAUCGCCAUAAAGUCUUGAAAAUCCUGAUUGAGGGAAUCAGCCCAAGUACUCCGUUGACCGAGAAGGUAAAUGAAUUCCUCGUCGGGCAAGGAUUGGCUAUGGUGAGGCUGGUCAUGGACAGACAGCAAGCGGGCUUCGUCGCAUCAGAGAGGAUGAUGGAGAUAGCUGCUUCAGACUGGGCCGAUGCGGUAGAAUUACUGCAAUUGCUGAUGACCAACGGCGGCGCCGAGGUUCCAAUAACCGAGGCUAUUGUAUGCGCAGCAGCCGAGAAUUAUGGUGGUUCGUCUGUCAUAGAGUAUUUGUUUCAGGUCCAGGGAGAUGGCCUUCCUAUUACAGAGAAAGUCCUCGUCGCAGCAGCCAGAAUUCCAAUGACACUUGAAAUAAUUUUGAAUAAACGUCCGGGGGCAACGAUAACCGACACAGUGUUUGAAGCGGCAUGCGAAAACAAGGACGCAUUGGUGAUGCUUCUCUCGCGACCCCACAAAGAUCUGCCAAUCAAAAGGAUGAUGACCAGGAUUGUAACAUAUGGAUAUGCACCAGAGGUAUUGGAGUUACUUGUUGAUCGACAUUUGGUGGAUAUCGAUGCAUGGGCGGUAGAAACAGUUGCCUGCAAGCAUAGGCUUCUGGAGGUUUUGCUUAACAGAAAGCCGGAUGUCCCCAUCACGCAUCAAGCUCUCAUACGGACAAUAGAAGACCGUCAUUCAGUGCGCCUACUACUAAAUUCAGAAAAGAAUCACAACCUUGUCACGGAGGAGGUCAUGAUGGCUGCGGCAAGGUCAUCUGGCAAAGUGGACAGCAUGAAGUCCAUCUUGUGUCGUGUGGAAUCUGCACCAAUAACGCGAAAUGUGCUCAAAGAGGCGAUGUGUUAUAGGAAACUAGAUGUGGUAGAAUUUAUCCUCUCCAAGCGGCCUGAUCUGGACCUGAAAGCAGUUUGGGAGGAGAUUUGGCAGGAUGUUGAUCUGGAUAAACCGGGCGCGAUAAAAGGAAGAGCGACCGUAAUUGUUGCACGACAUACAGACUUCGAAUUGACGGAGUCUAUGCUGCAAGACUAUCCAUACGACCAGGCGCUGAAAAAUGACUAUGGUUUUAAUGAUAUGAUCCACAAGCUCUGCAUCCGUAGAGUACCGAUAUGCGCGACCGAAGGAGUGGGAGUGAUUGUCCUGGAGAGAUGCUCCAAUAAAGUUGCUAAGGAGUUCCUGGAGUACUACCCGAAUGUCCCGAUCACGGACAAGUUAUUUCAAGCGGUGGAGAGGAAUCCACGGGCGGAUAAAGAGGGCUUGUUAUCACUACUCGCUCGUAGGAGAGACUCAGCAUGA
Aspergillus pseudotamarii is the source of this 4593-nucleotide messenger RNA. RefSeq lists its product as uncharacterized. The record is from RefSeq and is a predicted model, not a curated record. The coding region runs from base 1 to 4593 and encodes 1530 amino acids. Gene Ontology annotation, molecular function: protein binding. NCBI's taxonomy places the organism in Eukaryota, Fungi, Ascomycota, Eurotiomycetes, Eurotiales, Aspergillaceae. The transcript is spliced from 8 exons.